AUUAUUUGAAACAAAAGCUAACACGUGCCAUCCCAUUUUGAACCUCAAGAAACCCCCAAAAACCAGAAAACCCCUCUUUUUUUUUUCUCGUUUUUUCUCUCUUUCAAUCGAAGAAGAAGAAGAGAUGGAAGCGAUACUAGUAGACUGUGUAAACCACAGUCUUCGCCAUUUCAUGCAUCGAAAUGCCAUAUUCAUGUGCGAACGGCUCUGCGCCGAGUUCCCUUCCGAGACAAAUUUGCAAUUGUUAGCAGGAUGUUAUCUGCAAAAUAAUCAAGCAUACUCUGCAUAUCAUAUUCUAAAAGGAACACAAAUGGCUCAAUCCCGCUACUUGUUUGCGAUAUCAUGCUUUCAAAUGGAUCUUCUAAAUGAAGCUGAAGCUGCAUUAUGUCCUACAAAUGAGCCUGGUUUAGAGGUUCCAAAUGGUGCACCUGGGCAUUACCUUCUUGGGCUUAUCUACAGGUAUACUGAUAGAAGGAAAAGUGCCAUCCAUCACUUUAAGCAAGCUUUAUCUAUAGAUCCUUUAUUCUGGGCUGCCUACGAGGAGCUUUGUAUAUUAGGUAUGGCCAUUGAACAUCUGUGCAAAUCUGUGUCAUUGGCAAUUCUGGCCCACCAGCCUCUGGUUCAAAACUAUAUUUUGCAGUUGUCGAGUGUUGCCCCACCACCACUGUGUAGAAACAUGCAGCCAAAUGGUUCCAAUCCUAGCAUGCCUGGUUUUGAUAACAGUGCAAGGUCAACUUUGAAUUCUAAUAUGCAGGCCCCUCGAAGAAAGUUUGUUGAUGAAGGGAAAUUGCGGAAGAUUUCUGGGAGGUUAUUUUCUGAUUCUGGCCCUCGGCGAAGUACAAGGCUUGCUGCAGAAGCAGGAUCCAACCAAAAUACUAGUUCUACACUGGUUGCAGGGAAUGGAACUAACAACUCUCCUAAAUAUCUUGGGGGUUCCAAGUUUAGUUCCAUGGCAAUACGUUCAGUGACAGUUCGCAAGGGACAGUCAUGGGUCAAUGAAAAUUAUGAUGAAGGGAUACGGAAUGAGGCUUUUGAUGAUUCACGUGCAAAUAAUACAUCAUCAAAUUGUAGUCUAUCACUCACUGGGGAUUCUAGAUCUCUUGAAACAGAAGUAGCAACCAUGCCUGUUGGUGGGGUUAUCGCAAGUCCUUCAUGUAUCUUAAGUGGUGCUUUAGAAAUAUUAGGCCUCCUGAGAACUCUUGGGGAAGGUUAUAGACUUUCUUGCAUGUACAGAUGUCAGGAUGCACUGGAUGUCUACAUGAAACUACCACACAAGCAUUAUAAUACGGGCUGGGUGCUUUGCCAGGUUGGAAAAGCAUAUGUUGAAUUAGUGGAUUAUUUGGAAGCUGAUAGAGCCUUCAGUCUUGCCCGGCGAGCAUCACCUUACAGUUUAGAAGGGUUGGAUGUAUAUUCUACGGUUCUUUAUCAUUUGAAGGAAGACAUGAAGUUAAGUUACCUGGCUCAAGAACUGAUAUCAACUGAUCGUUUAGCUCCUCAAUCUUGGUGUGCUACUGGAAAUUGCUAUAGUCUGCAGAAAGACCAUGAAACUGCCUUGAAAAAUUUUCAGCGAGCCGUACAGCUUGAUUCAAGAUUUGCAUAUGCACACACCUUGUGCGGUCAUGAAUAUGUUGCCUUGGAGGAUUUUGAGAAUGGAAUUAAGAGUUACCAGAGUGCCCUAAGGAUAGAUGCUAGACAUUACAAUUCCUGGCAUGGGCUUGGGAUGGUCUAUCUUCGGCAAGAGAAAAACGAGUUUUCUGAGCAUCACUUCCGAAUGGCUUUCCAAAUAAAUCCGUGUUCUUCGGUGAUAAUGUCUUAUCUUGGGACUGCUUUACAUGCCUUAAAGAGAAAUGAGGAAGCUCUGGAGAUGAUGGAGAGGGCAAUUUUAGCUGAUAAGAAGAACCCUCUUCCCAUGUAUCAAAAGGCUAAUAUACUUGUGAGCUUGGAAAGCUUUGAUGAAGCUUUAGAAGUCCUAGAGGAGCUGAAAGAGUAUGCUCCUCGUGAAAGCAGUGUUUAUGCUUUGAUGGGUAAAAUUUAUAAGAGGCGUAACAUGCAUGAGAAGGCAAUGCUUCACUUUGGUCUUGCUUUGGAUUUGAAACCAUCAGCAACCGACGUGGCUACAAUAAAGGCUGCCAUUGAGAAGCUGCAUGUACCAGAUGAAUUAGAAGACAGCUUGUAGGUCUUUUAACAUUGGAGACACUUAGGCAGAAGGGAACACAACGCAAAUUGUGCAGCUUACAGCUGCUGGCCCCAAGGAGGAUGGCCUGCUCGUGCUUUCGAUGAAUAACGAAUACAAGAGCUUGAUCCCGGGCGUUUAUUUGGCAUGUGGCGGCCCUUUCAGGUGGCAGCUCUUGCAGAAGUGACCUCAGUUUUGAAGGUGAUUAACAUGCUGGCAGAAGACUUGAGGUGACAAAGGCCCUAGAAACUGCCAUACUUGUCCCAAUAGUUGUAUAAUCAUAUGUCAAGAUGAAAUGGUUGUAUUAUUCAUAUGUAUUUUUUUUAUAGAUCAAAUUUAUUCUCUUGGCCCA
Molecule: messenger RNA, 2525 nt
Organism: Populus nigra (black poplar)
Lineage: Eukaryota; Viridiplantae; Streptophyta; Magnoliopsida; Malpighiales; Salicaceae
Product: cell division cycle protein 27 homolog B-like
Exons: 15
Coding region: 125-2176 (683 amino acids)
Biological process (GO): cell division
Molecular function (GO): protein binding
Source: RefSeq, a predicted model, not a curated record